AUUCAUCAGUAGACCUAUUACUUAUCAUUUUAGUGGGAACUGCUAAAAAGGCAUAAUGAAUACUCUUGCCACCAUAACGAUUCUUCUGCUGGUGGGUUUGCUCACAGCCGAGUGUUUUACAGUCGACAAGAACUGGUUCAAUGAAAACUCGGUCGUUUACACCGGCGAGAAUGAAAUCACGAAGAUUUCUGUCCCAAUGAAAUUUAACUCCAAGAAAAAUGAUGGCAGUUUUGACUUCUACGUCUUCUUUAUAGAAGCUCAGAAGGGGCUGUACGUGUUAAAGAAUCAGAAAGUCACUAAGCUUUUCGCAAACGGGGCAGAUGUCGCCGAAUCUUCGAAUGGCACCGUCUACUUGGCAGCAACAGACGGCAUUUACACCUUCAACGCUGAAAAGAAUACAGCAGAGAAGUACGGAUCUUUGACAGACAACGUCAUCAGCAUUGCAGUGGCUAAUGGGACACAGGAAAUCUACAUCAUAACUAAAGAUAAAGUCCUCUUUAAAGUCACUGAUGAAGGCAACAGUAAAGUAGAAAUUACUGAAGUUAAAGACGCGGUUGAUAUGGUGUUCGAUUUGUUCAGCAACCUGUAUUUUAUCGACAGCAAAAAGCAGGUUUUUGUCAGAAGCCAUGAUGGUAUUGUGACUAAAGUGACGGGGUUGCCAGAGAAUACUUCAGUUGUAAAGUUGUUCAGAUGUGAAAAUUAUGCAGCACCUAUUUUUGUUGACGACAAAGUGUACGUAAUUAAUGUUGAUGGAACCACUGAGUUCCAUAAUACGACCUUCUCUAUUUCACCUACUGCUAUAUCUUUUGAGACCUGUUUGUUCUACUUAGCACGCAACAAGAAAAUAUACAAGUACGGGCUAUGUGGCUAAUAAAAAGUUACAGCAAUUAGUUUCAUUGUUAUUUAAUUUACAUUAAUAACAUUUAUACAACGUGCUCCUUUUGUUUUCCGGAAAUUUUAGGGGUGUAUUCUAUAAAUAAAAACUAGUUAAAGAGUCUUAGGAAUAUGUGUUUUUAAAACCAUAUUUUUGAAGAUAUUGUGGAUUCUAGAUUUAGAAGAUACCUAGUUGAUUUAGAUUAUAGUAUCAUCAAUCUAGUUUUUUUUUUCAAAAUUGUCACCUAGUCUUUUUGUGCAGACUUUUUAUCAUUCAGGGACUGGGUAGUCAAUGCGAAAAAACGCUCAACGGUUGGAAUGUGCAGGUGUCAAAAUGUCCAUACGGACCGGUUGUUAGUGUGGCAGAAAGUAUGAACGUCAAAAAGUCCCAGUGCCAAAAUGUACAUUGUUACCAUGGUUACAAUGGCUUAGUGACAAAUGGUACACAUCACAAAAUACAAGUACAACAAAAGGUGUGAUAGAUAAAAUUAUCAACUGAUAUAUUGUGCUCAUGAAUAAAUUAAUAAAAUUAAAUGUCAAAAUGUUCAAUGUUCUUGUAGUCUAGUCAAUAAAGAUUUUUUGGACAUUUUUACCUUGAUGCAUUUAAACACGUGUUCACGUUAGCUAUUAUACAAUAAGACGCUUGUUCAAAUAAACCCGAAGACAUUUUAACUUCAGAUCAUUUUAACCAUUGCUCAUUUCGACGUUCAUACUUUUUGCCACACUAACAGCCGGUCCGUAUGGACAUUUUGACACCUGCACAUUCCAACCGUUGAGCGUUUUUUCGCAUUGACUACCCAGUCCCUGAAUGCUUUUUAUUGAUAAGUGUAUGUAAAUUAUGAAUUAAUUCAGUGAAAAAUUAAGUUUUUAAAUAAUUUCGUAUGAAAAAUAAGUCGAAACAAAUUGUUGAAUUUAACAAAAAAUGUAAUGCCAUUCCAUUCUUUGAAGUGCUCUUAUUAUUACCCUAGAGUUUCAGGAAAUCAAAAAGAGCACGUUGUAUACGUUGUUUUUUUAAUGUAGGUUAUUUAAUAUUUAACUAAGUGUCACACUUAACGGGUAUAAUCUUAAUUUUUUUUGUCAGUUUUGUAUUCAUUGUAAUAACAAUGUAUGUAUUGUGUAUUCUUUUUUGUUGUUGUUUGAAUUUACUAUAAUGUUAUUAAACUUUCUUGUGUGAUAUAAUUCUUCUAAUGUAAUUUGACAUAAAGUAUGAAUGACAAAAUCUAUAUUUGCAAGUAAAACAA
This is a messenger RNA of Ostrinia nubilalis (European corn borer), 2114 nucleotides long. RefSeq lists its product as uncharacterized. NCBI's taxonomy places the organism in Eukaryota, Metazoa, Arthropoda, Insecta, Lepidoptera, Crambidae. The record is from RefSeq and is a predicted model, not a curated record. Bases 56 to 871 code for a protein of 271 amino acids. Gene Ontology annotation, molecular function: protein binding. The transcript is spliced from 2 exons.